Molecule: messenger RNA, 1106 nt
Organism: Lytechinus pictus (painted urchin)
Lineage: Eukaryota; Metazoa; Echinodermata; Echinoidea; Temnopleuroida; Toxopneustidae
Product: histone H3.3A
Exons: 1
Coding region: 248-658 (136 amino acids)
Cellular component (GO): nucleus; nucleosome
Molecular function (GO): structural constituent of chromatin; protein heterodimerization activity; DNA binding
Source: RefSeq, a predicted model, not a curated record
UCACACACGCAAUGCAAAGUGGAUAGAGAACUUUGUACGGAACGAGGCACUUUGCAUUGUUACGUCAUGUCUUUUGUUCGUCGCGGCGUCCCCAAUUAAAAACUGACCAAUGACGCGCCUUGUAUUGUCCUCGUGAUCUCCGGGAAACUGAAGGGUAUAAAUAAGCGGGAAAGGCUGAGAAAUUCAUCAUUCGUUCUCGCAGCAGUGUAGUCAGACAAUCACAGUAUCAUCCCGAUCAACAAGCAACAUGGCUCGUACCAAGCAGACUGCCCGUAAAUCUACCGGAGGAAAGGCUCCACGUAAGCAGCUUGCCACCAAAGCAGCUCGCAAGUCAGCUCCAUCGACUGGUGGAGUCAAGAAGCCCCAUCGUUACAGGCCUGGAACCGUCGCUCUCCGUGAGAUCCGUCGUUACCAGAAGAGCACUGAGCUUCUCAUCCGCAAGCUCCCCUUUCAGCGUCUGGUCCGUGAGAUUGCCCAGGACUUCAAGACCGAGCUUCGCUUUCAAAGCGCAGCCAUUGGAGCCCUUCAGGAGGCCAGCGAAGCUUACUUGGUCGGUCUCUUCGAGGACACCAACCUGUGCGCCAUCCACGCCAAGCGUGUUACCAUCAUGCCCAAGGAUAUCCAGCUUGCCCGCCGCAUCCGUGGAGAGAGGGCUUAGGCGUUGAUUUCAGCGCUUUCCCUGAAACAAACGGCUCUUUUAAGAGCCACCCAAAUCUCCAAGAAAGAUACAAGUUUUAUUACUCUAUUUUUUCCCCACUUUCCACUUUUCCUUGAUUUUUCUGGGUGUGAAAACGACCUACAACGAACAACAAUAACUUGAUUUUCACUAUUCACAAUCUUCCCAACAUUUCAAUGAUAAUGUUCAUUCUAUAAUAAUUAAUAUAUUACUUAUAAUAAUAUAUUAGUAGGCCUGCAUUUAUUUAAUCUUUUCUUUUCAACUGCAGGAAAUAUCUACAUUAAUUACAUUUCCUUUUCGGACAUAUUUUUGGUAAAAACUUAUUGCCCUUUCUACCUAUUUUGAAAUGCUUUUGGGUGCAUAUGAAGCCCAGUAAUUAAUUAAUUUUUAAUUAUGAUUCAGUUAAGAUCGACCAGUGCAUGCGUGUAUA